AUUGGCAUACUGUUUUAUUCUCUCAGUGCUAAAGCAUUGGUUCGUUUGAAGCCUUGGUUUAUUUCAGUGCUUGAUUACAUGCGAAAAGAAAAAAAGCAGCUUCUUUUCCCGCUGAAUUUAGCUUAAUUCGUAAAUUGCGCAGCCAAUCAGAUUGCGUUAUUGAAGGCCUGAAGAAAUCGAUGUGUUUACUAUAAUCCCACAUCUACAUUGCUUUUAAAAUGAAAUGUAUUUUGCGCGUGUCACUUGUGGCCAAGUUUUUGUUCUCGAAAAGUUAUUAAAUCUCACUUCUGCAAAUAAAUGUGUAUUAACAUAAGGAAACAAUUAUCAAAAAUUUGGUACUUUUUUAUAUUUUUUUAUUUCUUUUGCGGACCAGGUAUUUACAAACAAUUUAGCUGUAGCUCCGUGGGAUAAAUUUUAUUGACUUUGGCCCAAAUCUUUACAUGCGAACGUCGGUAAGACUGAGCAUACGUGCAUGUGAAUGGAGCUUUAAUGUAUAAAAUUUUGAAUGAUUAUUUUCGGCGAAUUUAAAUGUAAAUGUGUUUUGAAUGACGCAAAGUGAUUUUUUUUUCUCAGUUUUUUCGUUCCUUCCGCAUGGAGUCGUCACAGGAAGUUUUGUUAAAGAUUUUGAAGAAUUCCGGGCGCGUAGUUUUCGUAAUAUUAGCUUUCGGCAGUUUAUCCGCCAAUUCGGAACGGGAAAUUUUAUAAGCCAAGCAAAUUACAGAACUCUUUGAUACUCAAAAGACGAAAAAAAGCUGCGUUCGAGGUUGUUAAAAAAAUCUGUUUGUUAGCUAUCAAAUAUGUAACUUUCAUUGUACGGUUUGUGUGUUAAUUACAUUGCACUGAAUACAAACUUGUCGACCAAUGAAUGAAGAGACGUCCACAUUCGAAUUCACUGAAGCGUGUAAGUUAUUUAUUUUUUAAACUCUUUGAAUGGCGCUUUUAUACUGAAUGUAGAAAAAACGAAAGUAUAUUUUUGUUUUCCCGAAUAACUGAAACGGCGCUGUUGUAACACAAUGCUGACAGAAUGAGAUUAGAAACUGCGAUAGCUAUCUUGUUUGUGGUUGGUCAAUUCACAGGUGUGUAUUUGGAUUUUUCUCAUGUGAAACAUCAUGCUAGCAGGCAAAUGAAGAAAAACAAACUUCCAUUACAUGAACGCACAACCGAAUUUUAUCGGAUUCCAGUAACGGGCGAAGAUGAGUUAUCAACUCCGGUUGAAAAUAGUGACGUCAGAGAUAAUGUAAUGUUUCCGAGGUUGUAUAAGCGAGAACUAAAUCAAAAGAAUCCGAGAAAACGCGUUUCAUCUGAUUAUAGGCGUUUAAAACGCGUGCGUAAAAGUCAUUUAUCAACAAAACAGUUUUUAAAAGACACACAUACGCGCAUUAAGAAAACCUUAAGACAAGAUGGACGAAGAAGAACCGAAAUAUUGACUCCGAAAUUUCACGUUAGUAUAAUUGACCGAUAUCCAUACAGAGGCUUCCUCAAGAAGAAACUCAAAGAUGCGAAUGCCUCACGACGUUCGAAUUUCAUUUUUGCGAACGAUAACGACAACGAUGUAGCAGAAGAAUUCGAAGAAGGUUCUGACGCAAACAGCGAAAUUAAACCGAAUAUGUUGGAAGCUGUUAAGCAUUUUUCAAGUAUUCCUCAACGCGUUUUGAAGGAAACUGAAAGCGAGCAUUUAUUGGAUGAAAACAUGCCGUCAACACGUGGCUUACCCGUGCUACAGACAAUAUAUAAAAAACAACAGAAAAAGAAACGACUGACAAAACUAUUUGUCCGAUUUAUGAAGGAUAUGACGCAGAAAUUGAAAAUCGACCCUUUGACUGUUGCAGAUUUGUUGGUUAGUGACAAGAAAGUGAAAAGAUCUGCCGGACAAUAAGUUCAGUUAGUUGUACGUCAAUCAGAGAAAGUUUCUUUACUAAGGCCGACAUAGUCAAUCGAGAUUUCGCAAGUUUAGGAAGAUAUGAAACAUUAGGUGCCGUAGCAUCAAUGGUAACAUGCAACCGUUUUACCGUUUCUUAGCUAUCUUCACUGAACAUUGCCCGUUGCAUAAGAACUUGGAAAACGUUUACGUUUGUGACAAAAAUGAGCGUCAGGUGGAAAUACAAAUAUCGUUAUUACACUGAAAGAGUUGUUUUCGUUUGCUACCUUAACAAAAGAAAUUUUGUAGACCUUAUUUUUUGCGAUUUUAGACCCCAUUCGCAAAAUUAAGUUCCGCAAAGUCGCACUUUUCAAAACAAACCCCAAAAGUUCCAUAAAAAGUAGUAACAAGUUGAUUAAUAAAAUUUUUGUUAAAGCUCAAAAAU
Hydractinia symbiolongicarpus is the source of this 2303-nucleotide messenger RNA. RefSeq lists its product as uncharacterized. The coding region runs from base 1025 to 1876 and encodes 283 amino acids. The transcript is spliced from 3 exons. The record is from RefSeq and is a predicted model, not a curated record. Lineage: Eukaryota; Metazoa; Cnidaria; Hydrozoa; Anthoathecata; Hydractiniidae.